Molecule: messenger RNA, 4833 nt
Organism: Aspergillus wentii DTO 134E9
Lineage: Eukaryota; Fungi; Ascomycota; Eurotiomycetes; Eurotiales; Aspergillaceae
Exons: 3
Coding region: 1-4833 (1610 amino acids)
Source: RefSeq, a predicted model, not a curated record
AUGAACUCAGAACCUGGUAAAGAGAAGAAGAAAUACUACAUCUACUCCAGCAAAGCAGGAAAACAAGGCGAUCUCACCCCCGACCGAAAUUCCAACACAGACAACUUCCUCUCCUUUCUCCAGUCCAAAUGCCUCAUUCUCGAAGACGGCCCCAGCCCCUCAGCCCAGUUGGAUAGCUCCGAUAAAUGGGCCAAGUGGCUUCAAAACCUCGAUACAAAUGGCCAGUUCUCCGUCACCGUCCAAGGGCCGCCGGAGAAGAAGAUAAUCGAAAGUUUUGCAUUUGAGUUCAAUGUGCCGCUUCUUGGAUCGUCGCCUGUCGUCUUCAGCUCGUCCACCGAUGUGCUUACCUCGUCAUUUGGGCGACACAGUAUCCCACAGCCUGGAAUCGAACCGAAGGGGGAGUUGCUCUACACAGGGCUGGAUCUGACGGCAACGUCGAACCUGAAGACGACCGUGAGGGAUGUCCUCGACUUUGUGGGAGACGCAGUGGGCGUCCACUUCCUGCCGGCUCCUCUCAAAUCGCUCGCUCUGACACUGGAUACUGCAACGGGCACCGGAAAGCGCAAUGCCCUGUGGUUCAGCCCGAAAUUUUAUAACCAGACGACCAUGAGAUUGCAUUUCCAAAUAGAUGCUUUCGAAACGUUCAAAGAACCCUUCGAGUUACACCUCGGCCUGUUUAUUGACGAGGCAAGUGUUAUCUGCAAAAAGAUCCUCAUCCGCACGACAACAGUUGAAGGUCCUGCAGCAGUCGACCAAGGAGGGAUAGCAUUUACGUUUUCGUGCAAGCUAAAGGUAAAGGACCACGAUGAGUUGGCCCUGCAGACCAGUGCGGACUUUCGAUAUAACUCGGUGUCUUUCACCUUCCGCCCGGUAGCUCAGGGAAACAUUCUGAAGACGAUUCUCCUGUGGCUCGCCCAGUUGGCAAAGAUUGAUCUGGAUGAUGUGGACAGCGUACUCGGGAAAGACGAUCUGUUUGAGAGUGUGCACCUACGCGAGGUGACUGUGACUCUGGGAGUUGAUGAGCAUGGAAAGCCAACUGGCAUCAACAGCUUUUCAACCUCGAUUCAGGUGUCGACCAAAAUGGGCACCGGAGAACAGAAGAAGACGCCUCUUUUCCUCCUAAGAUACCGCUGGGAAAAGGCCGUUGGGAAGAUGGGCGAGCUGGAAGGAAGCUUCUGGAGCGGGUCUGACCUAACCGCCUUGCCUACCGUGAGUCCCUCGUACGAAUGGUGGAAAGAACUUCAACCAACUCAGGUUAUGCACCCAGCCGAGUCUAUUAGUCUCGCGUCCAUCAUCCCCGGUACUUCCAUCGACAAUAUCCCCGAGUUUAUUCCUACGCAACUCACCGCGGCUUCGCUGUCCCUAUCCGAUACCAGGUUCGGAAUCUACGCCAUCAUCGCCACCGAAAAGCCAAAAGACAGCAAUCCUCCUCAUCCCCAUUUGGGCAUGGUACAGCUCAGAGCCUCAUACUCGUGGGGUAAGAAUGACCGCGGCUUCUCGGUCGAAUUGGACAUCAUGUCCAACCUCAUUCCAGCAUCCACAAAGCCAAACCCAACCAUGUUGGCGGGGAGGCUGGCAUAUGAUUCUUCCAAGAAGCACUGGUUGUUAGAGGCGUCUCUGGAGGGUCUCUAUGCCAGCUCUCUAUAUGAGUUCUUCGACCAGGGCUCGUCAGAUCAUGUCAUGCCGCUGAUUGACUCGAUGCAAAUCUGCGAUCUCACCGUCAGAUACGAGUACGAGGGAGGCUCUGGCAAGGGCAAAUCAUCGGGUAGCAAGUUUGACAUCAACGGGGCUCUUUUGAUUGCCGACUUAGAGUUGGAUCUCGAAUUCAGCUACGCGAGGGACUGGAUGUUCAAGGCCAGUCUGAAGCCUCAGAAUUCCAAUGCCAAUAUCAAGGAAGUCAUCGAGGGGAUCAUUGGACACGAUCAAGUUGAUCUUCCUGAGUUUGUUGCCAAUACCCAGUUUUCAAAGGGGAAUACCUUUGAAAUUGAAAUCAAGAAAGAGAAGCCAAGCAAGACGGGAGGUGCAGUUACAGGUGGAAGCAAUGUGUCUAAAGGAUCUUUCCAGUUCAUCGCCCGGAUCGAAAUCGGACAUAUUAAACUCAUCUUCGCUCAAUAUCACGGUGGUGACUGGCCUGCAAAGACGCCGUCCAAGCGACUGUUCAAGGUUGCAUUGCAAGGGUUGCAGAUUCCUGAAAUUAAGCUGAUUGGGAAGAUGGAACAGCCAUUCGAUGAGAUGGCAUUUAUCUGGGUUCAGGAUCCAUAUACGACAAAGGGGCUCAAGGGUUUAACAAGAAAAGAAGUCGAAAGCUUCAACGCUUCUCUCGCCGAUGAUCCGUUGAUAUUCAAGGAUAAAUUCAAAGACAAGAAAGAGGGAGAUGUGCUCAUUACAGCUGGGUCGCACUUCUCGAUUAACAUGAAGGAUGCAAGUGGGAAGAAGAGCAGUCUGUUGAUGUAUGACUUCAAGGCAGGCUCGAAGAAGAAACAACCAUCUCAGCCGGGAGCUUGGGCAACCACAGCAGGCAACGAAGGAAACGAGGGUGAAGGCGAAGAGGGAACAACAGCCCAAGCACCACUCAAGAAGAAGACCGGCCCUCUCUCGCUAAAGAACAUUGGGCUGAAAUACGCCAACGGACAGCUUCAUAUCAUCUUCGACGCCACCUUUGACCUCGGUCCACUGGAGUUCUCCUUGCUGGGCUUCAGCAUCGGGCUGGAAAUAUUCAAGUUCACCGAACCACCCAAGGUCCAUCCGCCCACCAUCGAAGGACUAUCUAUUGCCUUUGAGAAACGUCCGUUGACUAUCGCCGGUAUCAUCCGCCACGGCAACACCGGCGAGCUAGAAUACUUUGCUGGUGGUCUUAUCGUUGGAUUUGUCCCAUGGGAAUUCAUCGCAGCAGGGUUCUACGGCGAUGCCAAGCUGGCAGAUGGCACCACAUUCAAGUCCAUGUUCCUGUUCGCGAAGCUCAACGGUCCGCUAUUUGAGAUUGGAUUUGCUGAAAUUUCCGGCGUCACUGGGGGCUUUGGAUACAACUCCGAAGUGCGAACUCCUGCCCCAGAUCAGGUCGUGAACUUUCCGUUCGUCGCCACAAAGCAGCUCGGGGACAAAACAGGCAGUCCGCUGGAAACGCUGGAGGCAUUGACGAGCCAGGGUGAAGAUGGAUGGUUCCAUGUCAAGGACAAGACAUACUGGGCUGCUGCUGGCCUGAAGGUGAGCGCGUUCCAGAUGCUCUCCGUCGAUGCAGUCGUGAUUGUGCAAUUCGGGCAGGCCAUUAAGCUGGGCGUCUUUGCCGUUGCCAUUGCAGAUAUUCCUUCUACAAAGUCACCGAUGAAAUUCGCCCACGUCGAGCUCGGUUUGGCCGUCGUGGUCGACUUUGACUAUGGCACCAUGAAGAUAGAGGGCCAGCUCUCGCCCAACUCAUUCAUUUUGCAUCCGGAUUGCCAUCUCACCGGUGGCUUUGGGCUGUACUACUGGUUCGACGGUCCUCAUGCGGAUAAGAGUGUUGUUGGUGAGUUUGUCUUCACUCUCGGUGGCUAUCACCAGUCCUUUGCCAUUCCAGAUGGAUAUCCCCGUCCACCCCGUCUUGGGAUCAGCUGGAGUCUGAGUAAAGCACUCAGCAUCACCGGUGAAGCCUACUUUGCCAUCACGCCCAAAGCCUGCAUGGGAGGUGGUCGGCUGCACGCGUCCUUCUCCGCUGGACCGAUUGAAGCCUGGUUUGAUGCAAUGGCGGACUUUCUGAUCAACUACCGGCCAUUCACAUUCACUGCCACCAUCUCCAUCAGUGUCGGCGUGAAAUACAGUAUCGAUGCCUUAUUCGUGCACACAAGCGUCUCCGCUGAGCUUGGUGCAUCCUUGACUCUCUGGGGUCCCCCUGUUGCCGGAAAAGUCCAUGUCGACUUCUGGGUCAGUUCGUUCGAUAUCGAAUUUGGUGCUGGUCCACUCGAGCCCAAGGCAAUUAGUCUUGAGGAGUUCUAUGAGCUUGUUCUGCAAGCCGGUGACAAGCCACAGAAUCUAGCUAGUCUGCCGGCCCCAUCUGCAUCAAGUGAGAAUAUCUUGACCAGACCCACGAAUGAGGGGCAUAUCUUCUUAGCUCUGUCGGGUCUCGUGAACGAUGGAGAGAAGACGGAGAGCAAGCCCAAUGAAAAAUGGACUGUGCGUGCUGGUACAUUCUCCUUCAGCGUGAACUGCAAGAUGGCUGUGAAGACCGCAUCGCAGGGGGUGAAUAGCAUUACCCACGCACGGGAUAUCUACUCCAAGCCGAUGCAAUUGGAAGGCCCCAUGUUGUCCACUCUCAGCAUUACCAUUGUCCAGGGAGAAGAUCCGGAAGUGUCGUGGCGGAUGGAGAAGCAGACCAAAUUGGUCCCAACCGCUUUGUGGGAUAAAUACAGCGAAGCCACGGACCCAUCCAGUGGGAAUAACCACAUCCCCUCGCUCCUCGACACCAAAGACAGUACUGUCCGCUUAAUGAUGGGCGUAGUCUUCAACGUCCCUGAACCAACUCUCUCACCGGACAAACUCCCCAUCGCCGAAACAGCAGACAAGAACAUCGUCGAGCUGAAAUCAGCCCUCGAUUUCCCUGUCGUAGAACCGGCGGCUAUUGAGUGGGAGCCUUCGCCCUCAUCGGGUAAAGAGCAGUGGAAUGAUGUGCGCAAGGCGUGGAAGAAUCCAUCUCUUGGUAAGGGCGACCAAGGACAGACUGGAUUUGUUUCUGGAUUUGCUAAAGCGCUUGGCUGGGAUAAUUCCGAGUCCAAGUUGUCGAAACUGGCUGGGCUGCCGAAGCAGAUGGAUAAGAGGUUUAAUGAUUUGUUUGUUGCUGCGCCGUUGAUUUCGAAGGGGUAG